This is a messenger RNA of Ceratitis capitata (Mediterranean fruit fly), 768 nucleotides long. Its product is annotated as c-Myc-binding protein homolog. Gene Ontology annotation, cellular component: nucleus. Gene Ontology annotation, molecular function: transcription coactivator activity. Gene Ontology annotation, biological process: regulation of DNA-templated transcription. Bases 105 to 641 code for a protein of 178 amino acids. The transcript has 2 exons. The record is from RefSeq and is a predicted model, not a curated record. Lineage: Eukaryota; Metazoa; Arthropoda; Insecta; Diptera; Tephritidae.
AGUCUUUAUGUAUUUCUAUUUCUCUUUUAUAGAUUUGAAAUCCUGUUGCUUAAUUUUACGUCCCGUUUGCUUUUACGAAUAUUUUUUUGGCAAUAUUGUCAAAAAUGGCAUUCAAACCGAUAGAUCCAAAACGUGAUGAAUUUCGGCGUUAUCUUGAGCGAGCCGGUGUAAUAGAAGCUUUGACCAAAGUUUUUGUAAGACUUGUCAAAGAACGUCCAGAGAAACCUUUGGAUUAUUUACGCCAUAACCUGGGUGAUGCCAAGCAUCAAGCUGAUAGCAUGGCAUAUUUGCAAAGUGAACUUGAAGAAGCUCGCAACGAAAUACAGCGAUUGCGGGGUGUUAUUGAAAGUAUCAACCCCGAGGCCCUAAAGGAGCAACAAGAAUCGCGAGAAGAUACAGAGAAAAAUCAUGGCGAAUUAGCAGAGGGUCAAGGGAAUGAUAUAUCUAAAUCGUCCGUGGAAUCUGAACCAAUUGGAGAAGCUAAUGAAUCCGAAUCAAACAUAGAACCUUUGGGGACGUGUGAUCCAAUUGAAACCGAUAAUGUUGAAACAAAAGUGGAGACAGCAGUAGAUACUGCUGGCGUUGAUAAAACUAUAAAUGUUGUGACGCCAAAUAUAGCACAAAACAUUGACAAUAACUAGAAUUUCAGACCCGUCCAUCACUGAUUGCUUAUCUACUAAGUAAUAAGUUCCUUAUAUCGUUAAAAAAGUAUUAUAUAUACACAUACCACUCUUAAUAAAAUGAUAUAUGAAACAUAUAUCCGAUUCA